ACCUUGGUGUCAUAACAGUAGAAAUACUACUCGAGAGGGAUGUUUUCGGCAUCGAUGGAUAGGCUAAGUCCAUAUAAAACCGUUUACCAUUUACAUCGACCGUUCACGUCAGCGACGAGAUCUGCCUCAAAUUCUAGAGCUCAGCAAGCUGAACCGAAUGGUGAAAACCGCAAGUCUCCAGCCUUGUUAGAACAGAAGCUAUAGACGUUUUACCGUCGUAGCAGAAAAAUGCAUUUUCAUCAUUUUCCGGCGGAUUAAAAGGCUUCUGAAAGAAACUUUAAGUUCACUAGGUUUUCUAGAAAACAGGCUUUUUCAAAAAUCUCGAUCUCAGACGGCGACAUGUAGCAUAACUUUUCUGGAGUGGUUACCGAUAAACUGGCUGCACCGUGUAAGCGAUGAAUGCUGUUGACCUAUCGAUUUGUGGAGGUCGGGGCCAGUAUUUCUACUGUUAUGACACCAAGACCACACUUGUUCUCAGUAAUGUAUAUAUCAUUUUGUAGCCCGUGAAGUUCUGUAUCGAAUGAUAUACAGUAGUUGAGGUUUGCUUUGGGCAAAGGGAAGAAAUAAGGAAAAUACUCUAAAUAAAGUUCAAUUAAGGGGAGAAAAGUUUAGAUGCGGAAUUUUUUUCAGGGGGGGGAUGAAAAUGGAGGUGCUAGUUUUAAUUACGGAGAAAAACUACAUCAGACUUAUGAAUAUGAGCUUGAUCUGAGAGGGGGCUGAUUUUGCCUCUUAUCGACCCCCGUCCUAACCCGUCCCCGUCGCCUUUAUCUCUGAAAACUGGCUGGUUUUAAUUCAUGCUUAUAGAGCCAUACAGAAAAAUUGAACUCUGCGAAGAUAAUCAUGUAUUUCUGAAUUUAAAAGACAUCUUUUGUUAUUCUAGACCCGUGUGCUAGUCACACAUGGUAUAUCUCAUUUACAUAAAUGUGAUGAAAUUUUUGUUGUUAAUGACGGGGAGAUUGUUGAUCAUGGUCCAUAUCAUGAAUUAAUUACUAAAAGUAAAAUAUUACAAGAAUUAGUUUAUUCAACUAUUAAAUCAGAAGAUCAACAUGGACCAAAUGAUGCUGAACCUAAAACUCCACCAGCAUCAGCAGAAGUUGGAGGUAUUCUGCAUUUUUCUGACAAUGAUAAAACACAGCCAAAAGUUGAAUUAAUAGAUGAAGAAAAGAAAUUAAUACAAAAAGAACAAGUUGAAACUGGAAGUGUUAAAUUUAGUGUAUAUGUUACUUAUAUACGAGCACUGGGUACAGUUAUGGUUAUAUUGAUAUUUAUAUUUUUUUGUUUAACCGCUGUGGCUCACUUAUGUACUAAUAUUUGGUUAUCAAAAUGGACAGAUGAUUCGAAAAAUGAAGUGAAUAAUAAUACAUCAAAACGCAUUCGAGGCUUAGGUAUUUAUUGCGGUCUCGGUAUAACACAAGGUAUUCUUACAUUUUUUGUGCAAUUAGUACUCCAAUUAGCUGCUUAUCAAGGUAGUAAAAAACUUCAUUCAUCUAUUUUACAUGGGGUAUUACGAGCACCUAUGAACUUUUUCGACACCACUCCAAUCGGUCGUAUCGUUAAUCGUUUUUCUAAAGAUAUUGAUGCUAUUGAUAUAGCAUUACCACUAUCAUUUUCAUUAGCAUUAACUAUUGGAGUUAGCUUUAUAACAACAAUAGUUAUUUUAAUUUAUGGUUCUUACUUUGCUAUAGUUGCAUUGAUACCAUUAGGUAUCGCAUUUGCAUUUACACAGGUAAUACCGACACAUUUAUUUAUUCAAAAUCGACAUGAUAGCAUACUCUUUUCUAAACCUAUUUUUAUUGCUUCUUUUUUCCUUGCUUACUUACAGCGUGUCUAUAUAUCAACCUCAAGACAAUUACGACGGCUUGAUUCGGCAACACGUUCACCUGUUUAUUCAAAUUUUGGUGAAACGAUACAAGGUUUAUCAAGUAUAAGAGCUUAUAAUGCACAACAACGUUUUAUCGAUUUAUCAGAUAAUUUAUUGGACACAAAUCAAGCAUGUUACUUAGCCAGUUGUGUUGCUAAUAGAUGGCUUGCUGUCCGUUUGGAUCUAAUCGCAAAUCUUUUAACGCUAUCAACAGUUAUAUUUGCUAUCUUAAUGAGAGAACGAUUAACUCCUGGAGUUGUUGGUUUAUCCAUCACAUCUGCUAUGCUUGUUACACAGGCACUUAAUUGGUUAGUACGAAUGACAUCUGAUAUUGAAACAAAUAUUGUUAGUGUCGAACGUAUUGAUGAAUAUUGUCAACUGCAAAGUGAAGCAGCUUGGGAAAUACCCGAAUCAAAACCGCCAUUACAUUGGCCAACAAGCGGGCAAAUACAGUUUCAACAAUUAUCUACAAGAUAUCGAGAAGGUUUAGAUCUUGUUUUAAAAGAGUUAACAUUCGAUGUUCGACCAGGAGAAAAGAUUGGUAUUAUUGGAAGAACUGGUAGUGGAAAAUCGAGUUUAUGUAUUACAUUAUUUCGUAUUAUUGAGCCUGUCACAGGUCAGAUUAUUAUCGAUAAUGUUGAUAUCACCAAAAUUGGUUUACAUGAUGUUAGAUCUAAAAUAACAAUUAUACCACAAGAUGCUGUCAUAUUUGCGGGUACAAUACGUUUUAAUUUGGAUCCAUUUGGUACAUAUAGUGAUGAAGAAAUAUGGAAUGUGCUAGAAUUAACACAUCUGAAACAUCAUACAGCAGCUCUGAAAGACGGUCUUUCAUAUCAGUUAACUGAAGGUGGAGAAAAUUUAAGUGCUGGUGAAAAGCAAUUAUUGUGUAUAGCACGGGCAUUACUACGUAAAAGUAAAAUAUUUGUUUUAGACGAAGCAACAGCUGCUGUUGAUAUGGAAACAGAUCGAUUAAUACAAGAAACAAUACGUACUGCAUUUAAAAAUUGCACAGUUUUGACUAUCGCGCAUCGUUUGCAUACAAUACUGGAUAGUACAAGAAUUCUUGUUUUAUCAAACGGCUGUUUACAAGAGUAUGAUAAGCCUGACAAAUUAGCAUCAAAUCCAAAAUCACAAUUUUCGAAAUUAUUGAAGGAUGCUGGAAUUCGACCAUCAGAGAUUCAAAACUUAUCAACAUUCGCAUAA
This is a messenger RNA of Didymodactylos carnosus, 3064 nucleotides long. The record is from the annotation of a GenBank genome assembly. Lineage: Eukaryota; Metazoa; Rotifera; Eurotatoria; Philodinida; Philodinidae.